AUGAAGCUCUCGUCCACUUGGGCCAUUGCCUGCUUGGCGGCCCAGGCUGCUGGUGCUGCUAUAAGCUAUCAAUUGAAUGGGUUGACAAUUACUGAGCAUCCGGAUCCUGCUAAGCGGGCUUUGCUUCAGAAAUAUGUGACAUGGGACGAGAAUUCUUUAUUCGUCAACGGUGAGAGGAUUAUGUUGUUCAGUGGUGAAAUCCACCCGUUCCGUCUGCCUGUCCCAUCUCUGUGGAUUGAUGUCUUUGAAAAGGUCAAGGCUUUGGGAUUCAACUGUGUUUCUUUCUAUGUUGACUGGAGCUUGUUGGAAGGCAAGCCCGGGCACUAUUCUGCUGAAGGAAUCUUUGCCCUGGAGCCUUUCUUUGAUGCCGCCAAAGAGGCUGGUAUCUAUCUCCUUGCUCGCCCUGGUCCCUACAUCAACGCCGAAGCAUCAGGCGGUGGUUUCCCUGGUUGGCUUCAGCGUGUAAAUGGAACAUUGCGAACCAGUGAUGAGGCUUACCUCAAGUCAACUGAUAACUACAUUGCUAAAGUUGCCGCAACAAUCGCCAAAGGCCAAAUCACCAAUGGCGGUCCAAUCAUUUUGUAUCAACCCGAGAACGAGUACAGCGGUGCUUGCUGCGGAUACAAUGAUUUCCCAGACGGAGCAUACAUGCAGUAUGUCGAAGAUCAAGCACGCAAUGCUGGUGUCGUCGUACCUCUGAUUAGCAAUGAUGCCUGGGCUGGUGAUCACAAUGCACCUGGCAGUGGCGCGGGUGCGGUUGAUAUCUACGGUCAUGACAGCUACCCUCUUGGCUUUGACUGUGCCAACCCUUCUACGUGGCCAUCUGGUAACCUGCCCACUGGGUGGUAUCAGACGCACAUGGAUCAAAGCCCUUCAACCCCUUACUCUCUGGUUGAAUUCCAAGGUGGAGCAUUUGAUCCCUGGGGAGGCGUCGGGUUCACGAAGUGUGCUGAUCUUCUGAACCACGAGUUUGAGCGAGUGUUUUACAAGAACAAUCUCAGUUUCAAGGUUGCUUUCCUGAAUCUGUACAUGAUCUUUGGUGGUACCAACUGGGGUAAUCUUGGUCACCCCGGUGGCUAUACUUCCUAUGACUAUGGCUCCCCCAUCACUGAGUCUCGCAAUAUUACCCGCGAGAAGUACAGCGAGCUCAAGUUGAUUGGAAACUUUGUCAAAGUGUCACCGGCGUACCUGCUUACAACACCAGGAGCCUUGACAACUUCCAAGUACACCACGUCAUCUGAUAUUGCCGUGACGCCCCUGCUCGGCGGUAACAGCACAGCUUCUUCCUUCUUCGUGGUCCGUCACAAUGACUACUCAAGCCAGGCUUCAGUUGAUUACCAGCUCAAGGUUUCUACCAGCGCCGGCUCAGUCACAAUUCCCCAGCUUGGCGGAAGCUUGACUCUCAGCGGUCGUGAUUCCAAGAUCCAUGUUGUUGACUAUGAUGUCGCGGGUACCAACAUUCUCUACUCUUCUGCUGAAGUGUUCACCUGGAACAAGGUUGGUACCUCCAAGGUGCUUGUACUGUACGGAGGCCCUGGUGAACAUCACGAGCUGGCAGUCGUAUCUACCUCCAAGCCAUCUGUUGUUGAGGGCUCCUCGUCAGGAAUUACCACCAAGCAAGUUGGAAAGGCCGUUGUGAUCGGCUGGGAUGUGUCCACCACUCGUCGUAUUGUCAAAGUGGGUGACUUGAAGAUUUUGCUUAUUGACCGCAACUCUGCCUACAACUACUGGGCUCCUCAGGUCCCAGCCUCAGGUACUAGCCCUGGCUAUAGCACCCAAAAGGCUGCCGCCUCAGCUGUCAUUGUUAAGGCCGGCUACCUCGUGCGAACUGCCUAUCUGGAUGGCAGCGACCUCCACCUCACAGCUGACUUCAACGCCACCACGCCAAUUGAGGUGAUUGGUGCCCCAUCCAAGGCCAAGAAUCUGGUUAUCAAUGGCAAGAAGGCUCAAGUCAAGGUCGACAAGAACGGCAUCUGGUCAAGCAGCGUUGCAUACAGUGCACCCAAGAUCAAGCUCCCGACACUGAAGAGCCUGACGUGGAAGGCAAUUGACACUCUCCCUGAGAUUCAAAACUCCUAUGAUGACUCCAAGUGGGUUGCUGCCGACCUCGCCAAGACUGCAAACAAUGUCCACCCACUGCAGACCCCGACCUCCCUUUACUCAUCUGAUUACGGUUUCCACACAGGAACCCUCGUUUACAGAGGUCACUUUACCGCCACGGGAGAUGAAAAGACCUUCUUUGUGCAUACUCAGGGCGGUACAGCGUUUGGCAGCUCUGUCUGGCUAAACUCAACACAUGUCGGAUCCUGGGCCGGAAAUUCCGUUUCCAGCGACUACAACGCAACAUACACCCUCCCAACUCUGAAAAAGGGCAAGUCCUACGUGUUCACCGUAGUAGUGGACAACAUGGGUCUCAACGAAGACUGGACUGUCGGCUCGGAAGAGAUGAAACUGCCUCGCGGUAUACUCAACUACCAACUCUCCGGCCAAUCCGCCGACGCGAUUACAUGGAAACUAACCGGCAACCUUGGCGGCGAGGACUACAUCGACACGGUCCGUGGCCCUCUCAAUGAGGGCGGCCUCUACGCCGAACGCCAAGGCUUCCACCAGCCUUCUGCUCCAACCAAAGACUGGAAAUCAGGCAGUCCCUUCAGCGGCCUCUCAGCACCCGGUAUCAAAUUCUACAGCACGAGCUUCGAUCUCAAUAUCGAGAAGGGCUGGGAUGUACCCCUCUACUUCAAUUUCGGAAAUAGUACCGCGCCGCCUGCUGCCUAUCGUGCCCAGCUGUAUGUCAAUGGCUACCAGUAUGGUAAGUAUGUGAACAAUAUUGGGCCGCAGACUAGUUAUCCUGUUCCUGAAGGUAUUUUGAACUACCACGGGAGCAACUAUGUUGCUUUGAGUCUGUGGGCCCAGGGAGAAAAUGGUGCCAAGGUAGAGGGUUUCGAGUUGGUUUCUACUACUCCUGUAUUGACUGCGCUUGAUGGGAUUGAGGCGGCUGCGCAGCCGAAGUAUUCGCAACGAAAGGGAGCUUAUUAG
Molecule: messenger RNA, 3036 nt
Organism: Penicillium nucicola
Lineage: Eukaryota; Fungi; Ascomycota; Eurotiomycetes; Eurotiales; Aspergillaceae
Product: glycoside hydrolase family 35 protein
Exons: 6
Coding region: 1-3036 (1011 amino acids)
Biological process (GO): carbohydrate metabolic process
Cellular component (GO): vacuole
Molecular function (GO): beta-galactosidase activity
Source: RefSeq, a predicted model, not a curated record